Scutellospora calospora is the source of this 145-nucleotide messenger RNA. The record is from the annotation of a GenBank genome assembly. Lineage: Eukaryota; Fungi; Glomeromycota; Glomeromycetes; Diversisporales; Gigasporaceae.
AAAGCAUUUUUUGAAUGCACAAUACAAAGCAUCAUUAGCAAGUCUUAAUUCAGAUGGUGCUAUUAUAAUCACAGAUUAUAAGAUACAAAUUCUUCUAAAAACAGCAAAAGAAACAAAGCAAGAGUUUUUUGUUAAAAGAAAGUAG